AUGGGCGACAAAAAGCGCAAGAACGACCCCGAGGACGCGGUCCUCCCCGAGGGCAAAAAGGCCAAGCGGGAGUCCAAGAAGGAAAAGAAGGAGAAGCGCAAGGCGGAGGAGGUCGCUGAUGCUGUGACGCCUGCAGAGGUUCCUGUCCAGAACGGGGAGGCCGAAAAGAAGGAGAAGAAGGAGAAAAAGGACAAGAAAGAGAAGAAGGAAAAGAAGGACAAGGAAGAGAAGAAGGAGAAGAAAGACAAGAAGGAAAAGAAGGAGAAGAAAGAAAAGAAGAAGAAGCAAGAUGAGGCCAGCGACGACCAGUCCGCCGAAACCAGCGCUGCAGAGCAGCCGUCCGCGGACGCCAUGGACGUGGACGUAACGCCCGCUGCAGAGACCGCACAGCCGGCAACAAACGGCGCGGACGGAGCGACGAACGACAAGAAGUCCAAGAAGGACAAGAAGGCGAAAAAGGAAAAGAAGGCCAAGGCGGCCGACAGCGAGGCGCCCGAGGAACAAACGGCUGAGGACAACGCCCAGAAGCAAAAGGGCGCGCGAUUCAUCUGCUUCGUCGGCAACCUGCCCUUCUCCGCCGACCACGAAUCGCUGACGAACCACUUUGCGAAAAUCCAACCGCUGUCGGUGCGUGUCGCGACGCAGCGGGACAAGCCGACCAAGUGUCGUGGGUUUGGAUUCGUCGAGUUCGACAACUACGACCGGAUGAAGACUUGUCUCAAGCUGUACCACCACUCGAUGUUUGAUGAUGGAAAGUAUCCGCCGCGACGGAUCAAUGUUGAGCUGACUGCUGGUGGCGGUGGAAAUACGGAAGCCCGCAAGGCGAAGAUCGAGGCCAAGAACAAGAAGCUGUACGAGGAGAGACAGCGCAACGCCAAGGAGCAGAAGAAGGAAAAGGAGAAGAAGAAACACGGCGAAGAAACUGGACAGGGUGAUUAUGCGGGUGUGCACCCUAGUCGCCUGGGCCGCAUGGCAUAG
Aspergillus terreus NIH2624 is the source of this 978-nucleotide messenger RNA. RefSeq names its product RNA-binding protein. The transcript has 3 exons. Bases 1 to 978 code for a protein of 325 amino acids. Lineage: Eukaryota; Fungi; Ascomycota; Eurotiomycetes; Eurotiales; Aspergillaceae. Gene Ontology annotation, molecular function: RNA binding. The record is from RefSeq and is a predicted model, not a curated record.